AUGGCCGCCAUGAAGGUGGUGCUGAAGCUGGACCUGCACGACGACAAGCAGAAGCAGAAGGCGCUCAAGCUCGUCUCCAGUCUCCACGGUAUCGACCAGAUCGCCGUCGACACCAAGGACGACAAGAUGACGGUGGUGGGCACCGUCGACCCCGUCCACAUCGUCGGCAAGCUGCGCAGCAAGCUCUUCCGCACGGCGCAGAUCCUCUCCGUCGGCCCGGCCAAGGAGGACAAGAAAGACGACGCCAAGGACGACGGCAAGAAGGAGCCGACCCCUGUGUACCCGCCGUGGUACCCGCCGCCGCCGCCGUACCACUACCACUCUCACCCCUACUACCACGGCCACAGCGCCGAGGAGGAUCCCAGCUCCUGCGUCAUCUGCUGA
Molecule: messenger RNA, 384 nt
Organism: Triticum turgidum subsp. durum (durum wheat)
Lineage: Eukaryota; Viridiplantae; Streptophyta; Magnoliopsida; Poales; Poaceae
Source: the annotation of a GenBank genome assembly